CUGAAGCGUCAGCAUGGGGCAGAAGAACGUGGUGACUUGAUUGCCCAACUGAGUCGAAACACAGUGGCUGCGCUAACAAGAGCCAUCUCUAAGAGAGCGAAGUACGCCGACACGGAGGAGCCUCUGCGGGGUUUGGAGGAGGAGUUAAAAGGGAUUGUGCAGCAGGUACUCAAGUCCGGAUUGGUCAGCGUAGGCACCGAUGAUUUCAAGAGUGCCAGUAAAUCGGAAAAAACCGAGGAUCUGGAGGAUGCGAUUUCGAUACCAUCGUCAAGGUUGGGAUUUGUGCCAUUAAACCCUCCAAUACUCAGUUUUAGUGAGGAAAAGUCAUCUGAAGCGGCUACGGUGGAGGAAGCUAAGACAGAGACUCGUCCGGAGGGUUUCUCUCUGUCUGGUUACAUUCCACCCCCGCGGGAGAUCAUGGAGGCUCUGGGGUCAAACAUGCCUAUGUGUUUUGAUCAGUCCUUCUCAAUGUACUACGAGGCUGCCUGCAGAGUGAUACAGAUGCAGACUGCGCCCACAGUUCCCCAAAAUUUUCUGGGUUUCCUACCGAGGACCCUUACAGGCGAGCAAAAACGCCUGCCUGACCUCUCGCUCAAGACUGAUCAUCCCACACCGCCGGAGGUCAUAGCUUUCGGCACAUCCGACCGUAGGAGGGACAGAUGGCCACUGGUACAUCCCGAAGGCACAUGGCACAGAAUGGAAGGGCAAAAGCAACCAUGCAAUCAGAAAACGCCCGAUGAGGUUCAGGCUCAGAGUGGAGCAAACGCGCCGAUGUCAUGCGAGGUCAGCUUUGGUUCCUGCCUGGAGGAGGAAGUUAUCAAAGCCGAGGGUCCGAAGGCGGAGAGUCUGAUGAGCCUUCAGCGACAUCCUUCGGAAGUCAAGAUGCCACCGUCUCACAUCUCUCAACCCAGCGACAGUCUACUCGCAUCCGUUUUCGGCCUGCAGCAUCAGAUGUUUAAUCAGCCUCUCGACUGUGGUCCACGCCCCCUCCGACCCCCGACCAAUGACGUCCUCUCUCCAAGCCAUCUCCUAAACCUCAGAAAUCCUUGUCAGUCCUCGUUGGAAGAUCAUAAGCUGCAGAUGCCUAGUGAACACCAGACAGAAGCACUCUCCCUGGUGGUCACCUCGGCUGGACAGAGCAGGCCCGCGCAGAGUGAAUGCGUUAAAAGUGCGGGGGGCUUCCAGAAGUGCUCCACUGAAGCCAACUCUCAGUCUUCCGACAUCUUUCCCUCCAACUUCCCCGCCUCUUACGGCUUUCCAAUGCUCUCUCAUGACGCCCUGAUGGAGUCUCCGUUGGAGCCAUAUCCUCCCAUAGUUGCAGAUUCUGGGUUGCACCCGGGUUGCCCUAGUGGCGGCAUUCCACGCAAAAAGCGCACAAAAGUUACCGACACCCGUCUGAUCGCUAAAACGACACGGACGACGUUGCUGCCACCACCCCCACCACCACCGGAAUUUCUACACGAAACUGCUCUUCAUUCACCCCUCCUAGGCAGCAGAUCUAGUCCGGUGAACUCAGAGGGAACCCAGCUGAAUUCAGGCAACGCCAACAGACGUCCGUUGGAUGCCAGCUCUUUCCUACGCUUGGGCCUGCCCCCACUACCACCAGUAGGGAAGAGUCCCCGUGAAGAUGCCAGCCGCACCCAGUCACAUCUGCGCUUCGAGUCCCUCCUCAUGUCAGACAUUCUCAAGGGU
Molecule: messenger RNA, 1692 nt
Organism: Dibothriocephalus latus
Lineage: Eukaryota; Metazoa; Platyhelminthes; Cestoda; Diphyllobothriidea; Diphyllobothriidae
Source: the annotation of a GenBank genome assembly